This is a messenger RNA of Ectocarpus siliculosus, 1221 nucleotides long. NCBI's taxonomy places the organism in Eukaryota, Phaeophyceae, Ectocarpales, Ectocarpaceae. The record is from the annotation of a GenBank genome assembly.
AUGAUGAACAAGAGGUUUUCCUUCAACAACCAAUACGGCGUGGUUGUGUGGUACAACGAGAUCGCCAAGCACGUCGUGACCAGGCUCGAGAAGGAUAGCUCAUACAUCUCUAUGAACGGGUCGCAGGUCCGCAGGCAUUUCGGCAAACGGCGGAUGAAGACACUGAUGAAGUGGUGGAAAGGGCAGGUCGACGCCGACAAGAAAGCACGGCGGGAGGAGAGCAAAAGCACUGGCGCGAGCGGGGGGAUGGAUGCGUUCAACGCCAACCCGGCCGUCAACACGAAGCAAGUCCUGAACGAGGGCUUUGACUUAGGCGGCGCUUUCGAGGGCGGCGGAACGAAGAGGACGAGGAUCGCCAGCAGCGGCGGCGGCAAGGCCCUGAACCUUGACGCCGAGGGCGGGGGGGAGAGGAAGAAGAAGAAGAGCAAGAGCCGUGACGGCGGCGGUGGCGGAGGAAGCAGCGGGGGCGGUGCGCCCGUGGACCUGACGGGCGACGCAAGCGCCGGGGGUGGCAAGUACAGGAAGAAGGGCGAGAAGACGAAGCAGAAGGUGACCGGGAGCGGUGACGGCGGUGCGCCGGUGUACCUUACAGGCGAGGCGAGCGCGGGGGGUGGCAAGAAGAAGGAGAGCGGUGGUGGGAAGGGCACGGGGAAGGGCAAAGGAAAAGCGAGGGCGGACGCCAAUGUCGACGGUGGUGGUGACGAGGGUUCGUGGGCGGGGAGCUCCUCCGAAGAGGAAGAGCAGGUCACCGACGUUGCCCUGUCACCGGCGGGUGAAGGGCAGAGCGGGGGAGGGCAGAGCGGGGGGGACGAGUCUUCCGACUCCGAGUCCGAGUCCGACUCUUCCUCGCGCGACGGAGGCGGCCAGAGUAAAUCGAGGAGGAAGUCGAAAAAGUUCUCCCCCCAAGACACUCUGCACGUCUUGGGUAAGAUGAACCAGAAGGCGGCCAAGCAGCGCGAACAUAAUUUCUCGCGGUUCGCGGGUGUAGUCGAGAAGGUCUUGUGCGGGGGCGGAGGCCAGGGUGGGGGCGGGGGAGCGAGCUCGGGCGUCGCGGACCGUGCCGCAGAGCUGGAGAUUGAGAUACGGAAGCUUGCGCUGGACGAGAAGAAGGAGGCAGAAAAGCAGUGGCAGCAAGCGGUUGCGUCGGAGAAGGCUGGUACAGAAGGUGUCACCAAAGCAAUGGUGGCGGCGGCCGCACAGAGGUACUUCAGCCUAACUUAG